This is a messenger RNA of Hylaeus volcanicus, 5432 nucleotides long. RefSeq lists its product as uncharacterized. The coding region runs from base 1763 to 4519 and encodes 918 amino acids. Gene Ontology annotation, biological process: carbohydrate metabolic process; ATP generation from poly-ADP-D-ribose; nucleotide-sugar metabolic process. The record is from RefSeq and is a predicted model, not a curated record. Gene Ontology annotation, molecular function: poly(ADP-ribose) glycohydrolase activity. Lineage: Eukaryota; Metazoa; Arthropoda; Insecta; Hymenoptera; Colletidae. Gene Ontology annotation, cellular component: cytoplasm; nucleus. The transcript is spliced from 16 exons.
AGGAGCACAUGAUGUGCGAGGGGGUGGCACGUUUGCGCCUACGGACAGGCAACCGGUCCGACAUACGUGUCAAUACGGAUUGCCUACUUCAAGGGGCUAAUUUUUGCGAAAUUUCGGGAUUCUGGCCGAUUUUGGAUUUUUGUAUCAGGAGCACAUGAUGUGCGAGGAGGUGGCACGUUUGCGCCUACGGACAGGCAACCGGUCCAACAUACGUGUCAAUACGGGUUGCCUACUUCAAGGGGCUAAUUUUUGCGAAAAUUUCGAAAUUCUGGCCGAUUUUGGAUUUUGGUAUCAGGAGCACAUGAUGUGUGAGGAGGUGGCACGUUUGCGCCUACGGACAGGCAACCGGUCCGACAUACCUGUCAGUAUGGGUUGCCUACUUCAAGGGGCUAAUUUUUGCGAAAAUUUCGAAAUUCUGGUCGAUUUUGAAUUUUGGUAUCAGGAGCACAUGAUGUGCGAAGAGGUGGCACGUUUGCGCCUACGGACAGGCAACCGGUCCGACGUACGUGUCAGUACGGGUUGCCUACUUCAAGGGGCUAAUUUUUGCGAAAAUUUCGAAAUUCUGGCCGAUAUUGGAUUUUUGUAUCAGGAGCACAUGAUGUCCGAAGAGGUGGCACGUUUGCUCCUACGGAUAGGCAACCGGUCCGACAUGCCUGUCAGUACUGGUUGCCUGCUUCAAGAGGCUAAUUUUUGGGAAAGGAUGUGAUCUGAGAGUGGAUUAAAGUAAAUAAGAUACGGUUGUUAUUUAAUUUUAUUUUAUUUUCUAAAUUUACAAUUUAAAAUUUACAAUCUUGAUCUUACAUAUAAACAUCGUAUAAUUAAGUUAAAUACAAAUCGUACACUGAACCUUAAAUACUUCUCAUAACAAUGGAACUAUUAAUAUUGAUAUACAUAUUACAUUAUUAAGUAUUCAUGUUAUACCUAGAUGUUUAUUUAUCUAUUAGUGAUAUACAUAGAUAAUGAUAUACAAUGAUGUACAUUCGUGUAUAACGCGUCACUAUUAUGUAAUAUAUCGUAUUCUUCAAUUUAUCGAAAUGUGCAACUUAUUAAAUUGCCACCCUUCAAUAAUAUCCUGGUAGUGGAGAUGGCAUUCUUCUAGCAGCGAAUGUGGCAGUCUUCUCGUAGUGAAAACGAGUCUUGGUGGCCUGUUCCAGUAUUAGAAGAGUUCAGCAGAAGUCAUAUUCGACAAAGAGUUAGAGACAAGCUCCCUGUCAAAAAUUCUAUAUAGGGUUUCUAGGUUUGGCAAGGCGCCGGCGCCGCUCUAUAAAUAGCGUCGUACAACGCCAACCGCGGGCUGCGGCAUGUAGACAAAGUAAAAGGAAAGACAGCGGAUCGUGUGCGCGCGACGACGAUAGUAGUUAACGGUGGUACAUUUCGCCGCUUUGUGCCCACCUACUCGCGAAUGUAUAUUCGGUUCUUCCUCUCAGCAUCGUGUGCCGAUCAAUUUGACGGCUUCGCGCGCGUCAAGCUCGCCGUGGUCGUACGUUCUAGCCGAUAUCGUAUCGAACAAUCACAAACAUUAACGCCGACAAUCAUCGAAAGUAUCAGAGAAAUAUCGCCAUCGAAUGUCGUCUCUAUGCCGGUGUUUCCAACGUUUCGAGGACUAAGCUAAAAUUACACGAGUGAUCUCUCCACGAACGAUGGUGCGGCGUGUUCGUUGACGCAAUGGCACACUUUAAGAUGUGACUUCUUCGUUCACGCUUCGAUCACGUCAGCUGAUCGACAACGUGUAUCGAGCGAAAUAGAUCGGUGGGGAUCAGAAAUGGCCCAGGUGAUGCUACCUUGUGAUCUGCCAUGGUGGCCAGCCGUGGUGAAGCAACUGGAUCGGGCGGCAGACGCCAGAACUUCCGAGGAUCUGCUGGAAGCUAUGCAACGAUUACACGAUAUGUGCAAAUACGAGGAGCAAUGCCUACUGAAAAGUAUAAGCCUCGAUCCGGAGGAAGACGUGCAAGACCCCGAAUUGUUCUCUGGCUUGGCGACCUUCCUCGACACCGACUUGGAUCCUGCGGAGCGGGACCAGGUCCUAGCGAAGACUAUACCGCGAAUGGUGGAAAGAGCGAAAGCCUUGAGGUCUUGCAAGCCUCCGCAAGGCUUGCACUUCAGCCUCCAACAGCAAGGUGACUGCGUCGAAUACAGCUACGCCUUCGCCUCGUCUCUGAUCGCGAACGCGUUCUUCUCCACGUAUCCGAAGAGAACCGCGAAAACUCACCCCACCUUGCGCGACUUCAAUUUCACGAAUUUCUUCAAGCAUCUACGCAACAACGGACAGAAAGCGAAACUGAGAAGCAUAUUUCAUUACUACGACUACCUUGACACCGAGAGCGCGUUGGAUGGGAAACUGGUGAUAUCUAGACAGGUGAUGACAUCGAAGCAAUGGUUGACCAUCGAGGACUGGCUGGAGAGCAACGUCCCCCUGUGCCCCCUAAUGAUACGUCACGAGGGUCGCCUAGAGAGAAUAGAGCCCGAAACAAAAGUAUUGCGCGUUUGCUUCGCGAGCGCCAAGUUUGGCGGCGGCGUACUUGACGGUGAUGUUACGCAAGAAACUGUACAUAUAGCAACGCAUCCCGAAAUGCUCGCGGCGAUACUGUCCGUCGAGUCGCUAGAGGACAAUGAAGUUUUAAUUGUCGAGGGCGUUAGGCACGUGUCUAGAAUAAACGACCCUCGCAACAGGGCCACGUUCGAGGGCCUGACGAAGCCGAACGUUGUGACAGUGUGCUGCAUCGACCCGGAGGACUAUUCGAGGAUGCCCCUGUCGCAGUUCGAGGAAGACAAUAUACUUCGGGAGAUGAACAAAUCCCUGCUCGGAUUUCGACAGAGACGCGUACCGACUAGUCCCACCGAUCCUGUGAGAUCGGAGCUAGAGCCAGACGGAGCGUUAAGUUCCAGAAGGUUGUCGCCGAUCGGGGAGAGCUUUAGCAGCACUCCACCUGAAACGGAUGGCGACGAUAAGGCGAUGUCGACGAACAGUGGCGCCAAAGAUGCGAAAUCCGUGUCGAACGAGCAAAGCAAAUACGAUAUUUUGACGGAAGUUCGUACCAGGCCGAACGGUAAAUCCGUGAGACCUCCAAGCCCUCACAAGAUGUGCAAGGACGCGAGUUGUACCGCUAGAAGAAGUCGAUUUAUCGUUCUUGGGUCUAGCGGCGAGGUUUUACCGGUAACGAGAAAAUCGCUGGGUCAGAUGUCUGUUUACAGUAGUUGCAAUAGCCAGAGCACGGAUAGCUUCCAUAGCGCUAAAGAUAUCAUAGACGAGGAUCCAGAGGAAGAAGAACAGAAAUUCAGUAGACGCUACAGCGGCCAGUUGGACACCCCCGAACGAAGGGGAACGUUUGCUCAGCGUCUAAGGGACGCUUUGAAGCGUGAGAGCACGGCUACCGGAGCUACUUCGUCGAAUACGUCGUCCGGGGAGAGCAGCUACGCGGUAGGGAUAAGCGUAUCCGGAAGUCACGUCUACGACCAGGACAUCAAGGUGAAGAGAGGAGGUUCGAGAGGCUUCGUUCUAAGAGACGAAACCGUGGACGAAGAGUUCUUGAAAGAAUCGUUGGAGGCUGAACAGAAAUGGCUGGGUAGAUUUCGACAGAAUCAAUCCACGCUCCAGAGAAGGGACACGAGCGCUAGCAGUAGAUACAGUUUCAGCACCGAAUACAAUUCUGAUUUUUGCUCGGAGCUCGAGGAGGUUUACGAGCAGCUAGCGAAAUGGUUGGAAGACCCUAUAGCGGCGGACGAGUCUCGCGAAUUAGACGCAAGGGACAGGGCGGUAGUUCGAUUCGCGGGCUCGUUGUUAAAGAGGGCCCUCAGCGAGUCGUUCGCCGGUGUUCCGGUUCAGGAAGGCGAACCUCAACCCCUCAUUGAUUCCGUCGAUGUAAAUCAGAGGCACAAGUUGGCUUUGGCCGUGAGAAGUUUGAGUUUAGAGCUAGCACGUCAAAAAAAUAGGAGGCAACAAUCAGUCUCCGAAGGCGUAGAGUAUUACGAAGACGCUUUAAGUAAUCGUACGAUAUCGAAAGAGGUAAAGGAUAUCCAACGUAGAAAGCUUAGGACGGUAACAUUUACAUCCGAAGUUUUUCAAACAUUGGUUGAUGACGAAACUACCGUGUACCUAUCUAAUCCUGUUUCUUUAAGCGCACCUGGAACUGUUAUGGAAAACUUUGCGCAAGAAUUCGAAUCGCAUGUUACAUUUAACAUGCCGAGAGAUAGUAGCCCCCAAGCAGGCGGAUUAUUGCCUGUCGCUAGUGGUAACUGGGGAUGCGGAUCCCGACUAAGAGGGGAUCCCCAGUUGAAGCUCGUUAUUCAGUGGCUUGCCGCUUCUUUGGCGGGUGUACCAAAAUUAAUGUACUAUACCGCAGGAAAUCCAAACUUGUCCAAGUUAGACACUGUGAGUAGAGUACUCAUGGACAGGCAUUGGUCGGUGGGCGAUUUAGCCGCGGCUACGUUAAGAUUUGCCUUGCAAACUAUCGAAGAAAGAAUAGAGGGAAGAAAUAGUCUCUUCGAGGAGAUAAUCGGUAUGGAUAAACCAAGUCCUUAGCCCGACUCCAUGCUGUCUGUUUUGGUAGACGUACUUGCUACCAUGAUCGAAGACAGCCUAUUGACUAAUUAAACUUGAUCGUCGAAGAAGCGCAACGAACGGUUGCGCCUCUUUUGCGAUUGGCGAGAGUAAAAUCUACCGUGACGAUUGACUAUGAUAAAUGUCGCAAUGGGAGAAGGGUAAGCGUUUUACAGAAACCUUUAGUUUUUGAAAAUUUGUACGAGUCAAUCUAGAAACAUCGAUCUCUGUGGUUUGAAUGUUUCAUAUCAAUGCAAUAUCAAACGAAGCCGCACAAUUCAGUGUACAAAAAGAUUACAUUAAAAUAGAAGUUGAGAAUACUGUUUAGCGUACUUGUUAUAAGAGUGAAGUCAAACAAAGAUGUUGAGAUACAGUUCUUACGACUGUAUUAUGAUUUUCUGGUGAAAACAUUGUCACUUGAAUGGAAUUUAUACAAGUUUAAUAGAUUAGCCACGCGAAGAGUCAAUUCUGAUUUACGUUUAUAUAAGAUACGUAACUUUAAUACAGUUACCUGCAAUAAGUAACGAGGCACAAUAUAUUACACUAUAUUUUGUACAGUAUAAUACUUAUAAGUCGUUAUAUAUGUCGGGUCGAAGCAUAUGUAAUAACUGAAUAGAUUUUUAGAAAAGAAGAUUUUUAGUCGUAUUUUAUAGGCCGCUUUUUUAUAUCGAGUAUAAUUUAUACGAAACAAAUUAUGUAAAUAGUAAAAAGUGAAACGUAUAAGGAGAAAGUAACGUGGCCUCUGAAAGUAUAAAAGUUUACAAGAAGAAAAACGUAUCGACUAUAAGACGUCUUCCACUAUGAAAACGUGUAAGUGUAUCUGUACCUACGACUUGUAUACUCUCGGUGUACGUUUUGUUUUGAGCAAUAUUAUGUAGAAUGUGUUUCAAAAUUC